GGAAGAAGAGAAAUUAAAGGUACUUGUGUUUUCACCCCUACUUUGAUAAUGGCAUGGUCCUACCAAACCCGGAAGUAUCACCCGGAAGUGAUCGUCCAUUUGCAGUACACAUUGCGCGGGACUUCCCCCGUACCCGUACAAAGGUCCGAGUACGGGUAUGUAUGCAUCAGAAAAAUCCCAGAGCUUUUGAUGGUUACCUGGUCACUCUUGCUGGACAGUAUUUUGCUAGGAAAGACGCACGAAACACAGUUAAAGACGACAGUGUCUGUUUAGAAGCUAGAGAGAAAGGUUGCCGGACGAGCGGUACCAGGUUUAUGACAGUCAACUAAAUCAACUGGACUCCCCCACCCCCAGAAGCUACUCAAACUUUAUAGACACUAGAGAUUGCUCCCCUAACCACCAGGUGUGCUGCCAAUAUUUCUAACAGAGAAGGAUGCCCAUCAGACUUGAUCAUGUGAUGCACCUGCUCAGUACACUGGCUCAGGAGGAGAAUCUACGAGUCGCAGUCAAAGAGUCGCUGAAGGGAGGACUUCUGACAGGGAUGGUUGCAGCUGCUGGGGGUCUUCUGGGAGGUCCACCUGGUCUGGCUGUAGGUGGAGCGGUGGGAGGAGCCUUGGCUGCCUGGUCCUCAGCUGGCAGGUUCAAAUCUGUGGCCACCAUCAUCCUGGAGAUGGACCAUACCCAGCAGCUUCAGCUGUAUAACGCAGUCUGGUCCAUCCUGGAGGGAAUCACUGCAGAUGACCUGGUCACCCUGCAGGCUUUGGUGAGAGGAGAUGCCAUGAUGAGGAGAAUGCUGCUGGAUGCUCUAGUCGGAUAUGUACAAAAAGACAUGGGCAUGACUAUAUUGGACUAACGUCACAUCAGGGCUGUCUCCAGCUUCAAAUUUUGGUCCGUCCCACUUGUUGUAGGGGGGGGGGUGGAGUUUAUCUAUCGCAGAUGAUGUAUGGUAUUGGAUGUCCUUGUAGCUCAACCAAUCACAGUUGAGAUAUCCUGGUCCCGAUUAGUUGGUGGUUGGGAGACCUAGCUUUGUUCACUUUGUAGCAACCUUUUAGAAGCAGACCAAAGUGAACAAGGCUGAACUCCAGGCUAUGGGAGAACCUGGUUCAAUCCUGGGAAGGAAUCCUAUUCUCUUAGUUGGGGCUGUAACCAGCUUUUGAAAGGUAUGUAGAAUGGGGGCCCUGUGUUUGAGAUAGUGCCUUGAUUAAGGUAUUAGGAACCCCUCCCUAUAGAAAUAUACCCUACUACCGAAACAGCUAGAUGGGACUGAACAAAAUAUACUAUUGCAAAGGAAAAGGCAAAUUUUGAUUUGAAUUUUAAUUUGUGUUGUUCAGUUUUGUUGAAUCUGUCAUUUUAAGGCUACAGAAAUAGGAUAUAUUUUCAAGUCACAAAGUCCUUGAUCAAUUUUUUUGACGGAUAGGAUGAAAUUUUUGGUCAGAGGAAUGGGUUCUGGAGACAGCCCUGCAUUGCAUCACGUAAAAGUUAUUUCUGUAUAGCUCAGAAUCCACACCAAAUACUGUAUCUAUUUUGGCUUUGAUAAUGUUGUUGCUCAGGAAAAUUUUGUGUCAACAUCUUUGUAGAUUGUAGAACUGUGGACCAAGUUUUGGAAAUUUUUUAAGAGUAGUCAAAUAUGCUACCUGUUGAUCAGGCAGGACCAACUCUAUCCAUCACACUAGAAAUCAGUUAAACCUAUUUGAAACUAGUGAAUGUUGGAGGAGUAUUGCUCUAGAUUGUAUGGUGCUCUAGAUAUGUUGUGUCUUGAACUCCGGAUCCAUGGUAGGUCUGUAUGUGAUUCUCAUCUGAAUGAGGGCUGUUGCAUGCUACCAGCACUGCACAGAACAUAUCGACUUGCAUGUAUGUAGUGAUUCAAAAGUGCUCCACCCAGGUCCUUAAUAUGAUUAUACAAACAUAAUGUUAGAUAUUCUAAUUAUUUCGUAAAUUUAGCUUGGGUAGAAAUUAUGGAAGGUGACAUCCAUCAAAUAGCCUUACACUCUGCCUACUUCUUCAGUUGAAAACAAUGAAUCUGUUUUAUUUUGUUCAACUUCUCUGUGAUUGUACACAAGAUAUCACUGUACUUUUGAAAUAGUUGAAUAUAAGCCAGUAUCCAAGUCUUUAUGGAGCUACCUCACUGGAGUCACAAUCUGUUGUUACCAGUAUGUAUUCACACUAAUUUUAUCCACAAAGCCAAAAUGCUGACUCUGGUAAGAAAACUUAGAUUAAUGAGCAAAUCUUGCUGAUUAAUAGUGAGCAAGUCUUUUUCAUUCUCAUCAAGAUGCCACUUGUGACUUUUCAUGAAUAUUGUAACCAUAUCAAUCACUGAUGAUACUGGUAGCUGUAGGUUCACUUUUGUAAUAAAGUGACAUUGGAGAAAACAAUGAGACAUAAUGAUAUGAUGUGUCAGUGUAAAAUAUAACAAUGCCUUCUCAACUGUUCAUAUCUGAUUAUUUGAUACCACUGAUGUGAUAUGCCUAAUAGCAGUUUACCAGUUAUGCAAAACAAACUACAGUAAGAACUUUUAUUGGAAACACAGCUGUCUUGUGCAUUUCAGGUAUCCUUUGCGGAUAUCAAGGACAGAUACCCAGUCUAUAGGUUUUAACCAUGUUCUUUGCUUAUUCUAUAUGCCUUAAUAAUUGUUGUGAAAGAUCCAAACACAAAUAUGACCAAGUCAACAGAGACUGAAAUUUGUAGAAAAUUUUAUAUAUCUCUGCAGUGACCUUGACACUAUAACAGCAUCACAUACAUAGUGAAAUUCAUGCAGUUCAGCUGACCAGUACAAUGUAUUUGUAAUAAAGGCACAGACUAUGACAUGUUUACAUUUUUCACCAUAAUUGCACAUGUAUCUUAAAGAACAUUAGUCAUUAAUCAUUAAUCCCCGUCAAGGGGGCUGAGCAGUACAAAAGAAGAAGAAGAAGAACAUGGCAUAAACAAAACACUAUUUUUCAAGUAUUCGUAAAAUGCUUUCUUCACAAAUAAAUUAAAUGAUAGCAGCUCAAUUAGAAAAUACUAGUACUCUCCAAACAGAGGUUAGGCUUCAGCUGUUUUUAUGUGCUUAAGACAUUUUCAUCUCACUUUCUAUUUCGUCAGGAUUUCUUUGCUAGCUAUAUGAACAAAAAAAAGACCAGGUCCUGACAAAACAGAAAGCCAGACAAAAAAGUCAAAAACGAACCGGAGCUUACCCUCUGCUUGGAGAGUAAUUUGAAACUGCCUAUACAUAAUCUAUGCUAGGCCAGGUUAAGAAAUCAUUGCACAUUGCCUAAAGCACAUCUGAUUCCUAUAAAUAUCAUAUACACAUCAAUAUAACACAUACAGAGUGAUAGAGAGAGAUAGCAUACAACCUUCUUUAACUAGAAAAAAUAGAGAAACAAUAUGCAAUCGGUGGGCACAGUGUAAGUACCAAACACACAGUUGUUUCAUGCUUAGAUAUGUCAGAUCUGAGAAUGUAAACCCUGAUUAAUACUUCAUAUUACUGUAAUUCCUGAUUUGUUUGUGAUUUUGAUGUUGAGACCAUAUGCAUAAUACUGUAUAUCAAGUUUACCUAAAGAAAGACAUUUUUUCUUAAUCAAAAGUAAUUUCUUUUCAGAGGAAAACUUACAAAAAACACAAAAUUG
This is a messenger RNA of Branchiostoma floridae (Florida lancelet), 3605 nucleotides long. Its product is annotated as protein C19orf12 homolog. The coding region runs from base 434 to 853 and encodes 139 amino acids. NCBI's taxonomy places the organism in Eukaryota, Metazoa, Chordata, Leptocardii, Amphioxiformes, Branchiostomatidae. The record is from RefSeq and is a predicted model, not a curated record. The transcript has 3 exons.